Molecule: messenger RNA, 2981 nt
Organism: Armigeres subalbatus
Lineage: Eukaryota; Metazoa; Arthropoda; Insecta; Diptera; Culicidae
Product: LMBR1 domain-containing protein 2 homolog
Exons: 2
Coding region: 1-2115 (704 amino acids)
Cellular component (GO): membrane
Source: RefSeq, a predicted model, not a curated record
AUGGCUUACUUGUUGGUGUUUUCAAUAUGCUUGGCCCUACUGUUGGCAUCGAUUUCCUUGUAUCGGUAUGGAUGUAUCCAGCGACAGCACCCAGUUGUGACUUUCUCGGUUCUUACAGCAUGGAGCUUUUCCUUCCUGAUUGUAUUCACCAUUCCAUUAGAUGUAACUUCGACCGUAUACCGGAACUGCAUUCUGGAACACAAUGAAACCUGGAAAACGGCACCGGCUGGCGCCAGUAGCAACAGCUCCUGCCAGCGUCCCUGGGGGAUGGUCGAAGAAGCGGUCUUUCCGAAUCUCUGGCGAAUAAUCUACUGGUCUUCGCAGUUUCUCACCUGGUUGAUAAUGCCUCUGAUGCAGUCCUAUCUGAAGGCGGGAGAUUUCACCAUCAAAGGCAAACUCAAGUCCGCCCUGGUGGACAAUGCCAUCUACUAUGGGUCCUAUCUGUUCAUAUGUGGUAUAUUGCUCAUUUACUUGGCACUGCAACCUGGAAUAUCAUUAGACUGGCAAAAAUUGAAAGCCAUCGCGUCGUCCGCUUCAAACACGUGGGGUCUGUUUCUGCUGGUUCUAUUGCUGGGCUACGCUCUAGUAGAGGUCCCUCGAGGACUGUGGAACAACUCGAAACCAGGCUUUACUUUACAAUACGCCUACUUCAAGCUAUCUAAACUAAGCUCAGAAAAGGCGGAAGCAGAAGAACACGUAGAUGAUGUAUUGGAAAGUCUACAGUCGGCUUGUCGAGCGGUUCCAACCAGACACGAACUACGGCCAGCAUUGGAAACCAUCAUACGCAAGGUACCGACCGAGCUAAUGGAACGUGCUCGCCGUAUCAGCCGGGACGAUGGAUCUCCUGUAGCCGUCCCAUCGGAGAAGGCAUUGGUCCGCCUACAUCGUCAAGUGAUCAAGUCUCUGCAAACACUUCAGAGAACUGAAGCUCUUUGGAAUGUUCAAGUGAACAAAGUACUCCAUCUGGAAGACGUCGCUAAGAAUGCUGUUUCGCUCGAUCAUAGAUUCAAAACCGAAUUCCCUAAACAUCGAGCCGGAUUCAACCGAGCAAUGUACAACCCUACUUUGGAGUGGUACUGGGAAUGCGUCGUCAAGGCUCCUUUCCUGAAGGCACUUGCCGUGAUCACUGCGUUCCUUUCAUUCGUCGUCGUCUGGAGUGAAUUGACCUUCUUCAACCGCGAACCCGUCCUUUCAAUUUUUGCCAACGUUUUGGAUAUAGCCAAACGCAACUACGAUUUCGUUACCAUUGAGGUUUUCUCCAUGAUGACACUGUGUUACCUUUGCUACUGCGCGUAUUCAACGGUUUUCCGGAUCAAGUUUUUGAACUUGUAUUAUCUGGCAGCUCAUCAUCAAACAAACGAGUACAGUUUGAUUUUCAGCGGAAUGCUACUCUGCCGUCUGACACCGCCCAUGUGCUUGAACUUCCUCGGCAUGAUCCACAUGGACUCCCAUAUCAUAAAGGAACGAAUCCUGGAAACACACUACACUCAGAUAAUGGGUCACAUGGACGUGCUAGGAAUCAUAUCCGACGGGUUCAACAUCUAUUUCCCGAUGGUGAUGCUAGCCUUUUGUCUGGCCACAUGGUUUUCGCUGGGAAGCCGCGCCCUGAAUGCGCUCGGGUUCCAGCAGUUCAUGCUGAAUGAAACCAUUGCCACGGAAUUGGUGCAGGAGGGUAAGGAUUUGAUUGUGCGUGAGAAACGCAAGCGCCAGAGAGCGGAGGAUGCGAUCGCACGGCGUCGGGAUAAUAUUCUGAGUAACCUUGGACGGGACUCCGCCAGCGGAAGCAGCGGAAACAAUGGCAACGGAAAUGGCGGAGUUGGUAACAUUUUGUCGAAGUAUAAAUCCAGGAACCUGGACUCCGUUGCCAGUUCUGUGGGACCGGGUGACGACCUGGUGCGGCAUGGCGAUCGUUUGGACUAUAGCACAAAUGGUAGCCGGAAUGGAGAGUUUCCUCGGUCACUGUCGGACGAGAUAAAUGAAAGGUUUGGGGUAAGUACGAAUGUUACGGUUGGCUUUAAAGGUUACAAUGACUUUGGUGAAGACGAUGAAGGUCGAGGAGGAAGAGGGGGUAGCGGAGGCGGAGGAGCUCCCCGAGGUUUCUUCGACGAUGUAUAAGCAGGGAAGUAUUACGAAGGAGUGCAUUUUAUGUAGGUUUACUUUUGCGGUGAUACUAAGUUUAAUUUGUUAGUGAUUACAACUUAUCGUUUUCGAUGUAUAAAUAAUAUAUGAACAGAAGGGUAAUCUCUAGGAAAAAAAUUAUAAAACUCCUAAAAUUGCUGGCAGAAGAAUCGAAAUCACUAGAAUGCUAAUGUCGCUGUUUCGGCCGUACUAAAAUAUUUGGAUUUACAUCACAGGAAACUGUUUGCGUUAGGGACGUGUAUCAAUUAUUAAAUGCAUUGCCAUGUUUAGAUAAUUGAUUAUAUUUAUCAUAGCGGCAUUAGCAUUCUUGUUCUUUCGAUUAUACCUAUCAUUGUACUGUGCAUAGUUAGGAUCACUCCCUUAGCUCAGAUAAUAUCCGCAAUAUGGGAUGCUGUUCAAUAUAUGAACGUGUGAGAUAUGUUAGUUAAGGACCAGUUGAUGAACAGAUUGAGAAAGCUUUCCAUAAUGUAGGUUCACCCAUGUAUCUAUUUGUAGCUGUAAAACAGUGGCCACUAAUAUAUUAAAUGCAAAAGACACUCAAAAACAAAAUACUACAAGGAAGUCCCGUUACGACACGUGAUAAUUGGCCAUUUUAACCCCCUUGUCCCUUAAAUAGCGUGAAGUACUUGAUGGACGUUCCCAAGAACAUCGGCAUUGAGCUGCAUAUAUAUAACGCUGAAUUAGCACCUUCUACACGCAUAGUUUACAAAUUUAAGCUUGAGUUUCACAAAAAAAAAAUUAAAAGCGAAACAUGUAGUUAUUAUUAACCCUUAUAGAAAGUAAUGUACUAUGGCUACCAAAUUAGUAUGAACGGUAAACGAAAUAAAAUGCUAACAAGGGAG